AAAAUGGCACAGGAAAGAAAAUCAUCAUCGACCCGGCUUUUAGUGGCAGCAAUUGACUUUGGAACAACGUAUUCGGGCUACGCUUACUCCUUCAAAUCGGACUGUACAAAGAUUCUUAUGAAUAAAUGGGAGGGUGGCCAACUGACCUCCUAUAAAACACCGACAUCUCUCUUAUUGAAUCCAGACAAGUCUUUCAAUUCCUUUGGUUUUGAAGCGGAAAAGAUUUAUUCUGAUGUUGCAACAGAUGGAGAGGACGAUGAAGGUUACACUUGCAAAGAUUAUUAUUUCUUUCAGCGAUUCAAAAUGAUUUUGAAAACCACUCUAACAAAGAGAAUUCAUCGAGAAACAAUGCACAAAGACAAAGACGGACGAGAAAUUGAAGUGAUGCAAAUAUUUACCCAUUCUAUCAAAUAUCUAAAAGACCAUCUUAUGGGAACUAUAGAAAAAAGUACCAUUGGCAAGAAGUUAAGUGUGAAUGACAUUGACUUUGUACUCACUGUACCAGCAAUAUGGGACGACACGGCAAAAAUGUUCAUGAGAGAGGCCGCUGUAAAUGCUGGAUUACCAGACAAACAAUUGCAAAUUGCUUUAGAACCUGAGACAGCAUCUAUUUAUUGCCAACUGAAGCAUGUUUAUAGUGUUGAACAGGACGAGGAAUCAUGGGCAAAGGAAUCAGGCAUGAAAUAUAUGGUUAUUGAUCUUGGAGGUGGAACUGCUGAUAUAACUGUACAUCAGCUUCAAGAAAAUGGGACUUUGGCAGAAGUGGUACCAGCAAGUGGUGGAGAUUGGGGCGGGACGUGUGUUGAUGAGGCCUACAGGAAUCUGCUAGCGGACAUUUUUGGAGAAGAUGUGAUGGAGACAUUCGAUGGGGAGUUGGAUUAUAUCAUAGACUAUAUAGAAUUCUGGCAAAAUUUUGAAAUAAAAAAAAGAGAACCACUUAGGACUAAGUUGUCAGAAUUGGUGCAUCUUACGAUACCUAUCGCUUUUACUGAAAUAGCCAAAAAGAAAUUAGGCAAAAAAGGGGGACAUGAUGCAAUUAUGAAUGCGCUUAUACGGGAAUCAAAACAGAGAAAUGAAAAUUUAAUCUGUAGACAAGGAAAAAUUGUGAUGCCCAUUGAGUUCUACACGAAAUUAUUUACCACAACGAUUGAUAAACUCAUCAAACAUUUGUCUCAGAUGUUCAGAGAGGAAGUGGGGCCGGAUGUGGAUGUCAUCUUGUUGGUUGGUGGUUUCUCUGAGUGCGAACUGGUACAAGAAAAACUCAGGCAAAAUUUUGGAAAUAAGCGUUUGGUGAUUCCUUAUGAAGCAGGCCUUGCUGUUCUGAAGGGGGCAGUUCUUUUUGGUCACCACAAGGAUUUGAUCUCACGUCGAGUAGCGAGAUAUACAUAUGGAAUUCAAACGUGGCCAAAAUUCGACAAAACAAGACAUUCUCUAUAUAAAAAGCAGAAGAUAAACGGCGAGGACAGAUGUCGGGAUGUAUUCUUGAAAUUUGUUUCCAAGGGUGAUCCCAUAGAACCUGGUCUUAAGAAAUCUUAUAUUUUCCAAACUCUCAAACAAGGAGAAAAAAUACUCGAGUGCGGAGUCUUCAUCUCCAACAAAAAGAAUCCAGAGUACGUUGACGAAGAAGGCUGUUUUAGACUUGGGACUCUUGAAGUUCCAUUGACAAAUUCAGAACUUAGGACUACUAUGGAGAUUGAGGAGUCCAUCAUUUUUGGUGAGACAGAAAUAAGAGUCACAGCGUGCAACUUUGCUACUGGCAAAGAACAUGAAAUCGUUUUCGAUCUUCUCUCACCAAAAAUCAAAAUACCCAAUAGUAAAAGUUAAUAUAGGUAAAA
Saccostrea cuccullata (small rock oyster) is the source of this 1835-nucleotide messenger RNA. Its product is annotated as heat shock 70 kDa protein 12A-like. The transcript has 4 exons. Lineage: Eukaryota; Metazoa; Mollusca; Bivalvia; Ostreida; Ostreidae. Bases 4 to 1824 code for a protein of 606 amino acids. The record is from RefSeq and is a predicted model, not a curated record. Gene Ontology annotation, molecular function: ATP binding; ATP-dependent protein folding chaperone.